Molecule: messenger RNA, 5166 nt
Organism: Diatraea saccharalis (sugarcane borer)
Lineage: Eukaryota; Metazoa; Arthropoda; Insecta; Lepidoptera; Crambidae
Source: the annotation of a GenBank genome assembly
UCAGAAUGUUGUAAACUUCUUACUUACAGACGUGCUGGCCUUAUUAAAGACAACUAAUAGGCAAGGAUUAGACUGACGACAGAUGACAGAUAGACCUUAUAUCAAUAACGUCUCAAAUAUAUAUAAAUAUUAUUUUCUUUAUUCAGUGUUUUUUUUGUUAUAAAGUAUUAGACUAUAUUAUGUUAAUUUAUUGUAAAAUUUUAGAUGUUUAUCGAUUUCUUUUAUUUUUAUCGACGUUUCAGACACUUUACAUGUUCCGUGUUCACAUAAGACUUAGGUGUUGAUUGUCUUUUUAAUUAUGAGUAUAGCUAUCUUCAAAUCAAUACUAUUUGGACACAUACACAAUUUAAAAAAUAUAUAUAUUUUCUGGCAACGAUCAUAUUUAUUAAAAUCAAUUAUUAAAUAAAAUACAUUUGACUUAUUUACUUACCCCUGGCUACCGUAAUCUACCACCAGUUCAGUAAAUUGCUCUCUUUUAUUUAAUACUAGCUUUCGCCAGCGGCUUCGCCCGCGUGGACCCUAGGGAAAUGUUUAGUGGAAUAAAAACUAUAUUUUAAUUAGAGUUUAAAAAUAUUUUUAUUUGUUUAUGUAUAUAGCUUAAGAUCUAUUCUGAAGUAAAUUAUUCUUAUUUUUUAUUGUUAUUUAUUUAUUACGCUUUAAAUAUUGUGUAAAAAACGUACUUAAUGCUUAUAGUGUUCUCUCCAAAUCAACCUUUGGGAAAAUGACAAACAAGAUGGCGGUAUAGUAGAAUAUAAGAACGUAACAAAAUUAAAACUUGUUCAUAGUAUAACAAUACAUAAUCCAAUAAUACAAAACAUAACCCAAUAUCAAUAAACUUACAUACAGAUACAUAUAUGCAGCAAACAUAAAUAGAAAUAUAUAAAUAGGUAUAAUGACGACACUCUUUACAAGCUUUGAAAAAAAAGAAAUAACUAUGUUUUAUUAAAAAUAAAAGUAUUUGUAGAGCUCUUGAUGGAGUCUCUUAUGUGGUAGAGUUAGACGUAACGUUUGUUUCAGUGACUAUAGGAGCAGCAACGUAGCACCGAGCGAUUCGGACUGCAGCGCGAUGGGCCCACGGCUCGCCGCCGCCACCGCACCAGACUCCGAGUCCGGUGGCAGUCACUCGCCCAGCCCGCGGGCCACUAGAAAACGACAGCGGGUGCGAAAUCAUUCCUUGACAUCUCUAUGUUUACUUUCACAUCACCCUUUCUUUUCGACGUUCCGAGAGUGCCUAUUUAUCCUAAAGAAAUUAAUAGAUGCCUGCAAUGAGUCUUCCAGUCCACGACGCGUCGGAGCGUCCAGACAAAUAUUUAGGUAACUAAUAUUAGUUAACAAAACAAAAUAUACAACAAUCGAAACAUAUUAAGAAAUCUAUUAUCUUACGCAGGGAUACGGUAUGGUCAGUAUUAACGGGUCAAGCAUAUGACAAUACACCUACCAUCGUAUUACACGAUGUAAAGGAGAUAGAAACUUGGAUUCUCCGUCUCUUGUCAGCGCCAGUCCCCGUCCCGGGGAAAACUCGGAUAGAGCUGGAAGUACUAUCGCCAACUGCGCACGCGCCGCUACUGUUCGCGUUACCAGAUCAUACGCGGUUCGCCCUUGUCGAUUUCCCUCUACAUUUGCCUUUGGAGCUUCUAGGUAAAUAUACAAUUAAUUUUGUUUUAUCUUUUUAAGUAACUAACUGUUUAUACACAUAACAGUUUAUAUUUUUCUAAAACCGAUUUUUGAAGACCAACAUCCCAUGAGCUCAGCCAUGCCUGUUAAAUUUUGCCUAUAAUAACAUUCCAUAUAAUAAUAAUUUAAUAAAUAUUUUUUUAUCAUCAACAGGCGUAGACACAUGCCUGAAAGUACUGACUUUGAUACUCCUGGAAAAUAAAGUGGUGGUACAGUCGCGUGACUACAACGCAUUGUCGAUGUCAGUGAUGGCGUUAGUCGCAAUGUUGUACCCGCUCGAGUACAUGUUCCCCGCUAUACCGUUAUUGCCCAGUUGUAUGAGUUGUGCUGAGCAGCUACUACUCGCGCCCACACCAUUUCUUAUCGGGAUACCAGCUACUUUCCUGACGUACAAGAAAAACUUCAGAUUACCUGAUGAUAUAUGGCUCGUUGAUUUGGACGCUACAAAAUUAGUGUCCCCUUCUGGAAAUGACCAAGAACUGCCGCCAUUACCGGAACCAGAAGGUUCUGUUUUAAAAAAUCAUUUGAAACAGGCUCUGAGCAGCUUAACUAACACUUCUGCGGAUCAGGCGAACGCUUUUUUGAUGCCAUCUAGAAGAGAUAGCGUGGGCGGUGCUACACUCAAAGUGCAUCAGGCAUCGUUCCGGUCGGACGGCACCUGGUCGCACAGUACGCCGGAGAGCCGGCGUGUGUCUGUAGGCAGUACGUCGCCCACGCCGGCUAGUGCGGGCCACACGCCCCAACGACUAUCCCUCGCGUCACCGCAUCAUCAGCCGCAACCUUUCAAUCCGCUUAUAUACGGCAACGAUGUUGACUCUGUAGAUGUCGCCACGCGCGUUGCUAUGGUGCGGUUUUUUAACUCGCAAAAUAUAUUGGCAAAUUUUAUGGAACAUACUCGAACUUUGCGGCUCUACCCUAGGCCUGUGGUUGCGUUCCAAAUCAAUAGCUUUCUAAGAUCUCGGCCUAGGACAACUUUGUUUUUAAAUAAAUUUGCUCGUACUCAGGCAGUGGAAUUUCUCGCCGAGUGGUCACUGACUCCUUGCAAUGUUGCUUUUCUGAGAGUUCAAACUGGUGUUUUUGACCCACGACAAAUUGGAGACAAACCCAAAUGGUUUGCUGAUCAAUUGCAACCCAUCCGUUUUGCGGUUUGGGAUGAUGGUAGUUCAUUGAACGGAGCAUUGAGACAGCUGCAGCGACAAGAGAAUCAACCUACUGAUGAAAGUGGUUCCGACUCCGAUGCUGCGGAAAGUACAAGUUCCUCGUAUUCUUCAUUGAGUGAUUUCGUAUCUGAAAUGGUGUCCUCUGAUCUUUCGCCAGGUGGAAAUGCUCAUCAACAUGUUGUUGGAGAAACAUAUAGCGCAGUUGUACAAGUGCCAAUGACUUUAUCGUCGUCUUUAGACCCGAAAACGGUUUACACUCCUCCGUCGUCGCUUAUGUUCGGUGAAGUCGAAGAAGUAGCGGAGGGAGAGAGAGGGCGCGCUUCCACCUCUCCCUCACCAUCGGGUUCUAGUUCGGAACACAGCGACCUAUCUGACGAUGACGCACAAGUCAACAGAGAUGCUCAUCAUAAUGUAGAUGCUACACAUCCUCCGCCAGUGAAGAAAAGCAGUACGAGUAGUGGAGUCUCAAGGCAAGCCUCGCAGUCUUCACUUUUGGAACAAUUUGCUGCCCAAGCCAAAGAACUUGUACGUGAAACUACACGUCAAAGUAGCCAAGAGGGUCUACUUGCGCACAUGGACAAGAAAGGAAAAGUGACAGAUGGGGAAGAAAAGAAAAUGUUUGCUCCCUUUGGUAAACAAGCUAAGCCCGCGGAGUCUAGUCGGUCAACGCCGGCUUCUAGUCAACCGCCGACCGCGCUGGCGGCUAGUUUCGGUCCAUUCUCGCAGGGCGCGCGCGGACUAGUGGCCCGUUCGCCGCUUAUAAGGCACGCGCCACCCACGCCGCCAGUCGCCCCGCCCCACGCACGGUCCACCGCUAACUCGGAGAACCAGGCCUUUCUCAAUGACCUCGUGCAACACGUCUUGGAAGGCGAAGGCGUCGGCUGGCUGAAGCUUAACCGACUGAAGAAAUUGAUGGAGGAUGAAUCAUAUAGAAAUAUGGUGUUGAGUAAACUCAACAGAAACUUCAACAGGAAAGCUUCUCCAAAUGAUAAAGUUGACGAUGUGGUAAGACAGAUUUAUUUUGUUUUAGUUCAUUUCCCUCAACAAGAAAAAGCAUAAAGCUUGAAUCGACUUCUUAUUGAACUAAGUGUAAUAUUUCUGUAUUAGAAAUCUUAGUUCUCUUUACGGUGGUAGGAGGCGUUAUACGAAGUUAUUUGCUUUGGGGGUGGUUCCAAUAUUUGAUAUCUAUGAUUUAUAUUUGCAUUUUACAGUUUACGUGUAUAACGUAGUAUUUAGUAUUUUUUCUCUCUCUCUCUUUCUCUCUCACUCUCUCUUUCUCUCUCUCUCUCUCUCUCUCUCUCUCUCUCUCUCUCUCUCUCUCUCUCUCUUUCUCUCUCUCUCUUUCUCUCUCUCUCUCUCUCUCUCUUUCUCUCUCCCUGAGUUGUCCGCUAAGAGCACUAAUUAAAUGUUACGUAUUUUUUAUAUUUUUUAACAACUACAACAGUAAUAGCAUUAUUUCUUAUAAAACAACAGUAAAAAAUUCUACUAAUUUAAUGAAUGUUACAUUGUAUUCUUACAGUUCGUGAGUAAACCCGUUUGGAAAGGUAUGUUGAAAGUUCUCCAAGCUGUCGUCCACGGUCUCGAGCAUACUUACUCUAAUUUUGGACUGGGUGGAAUGGCGUCAGUAUUUCAACUGGCUGAGAUGGCUCACACACACUACUGGAGCAAAGAGAUCGCGGGACUCGAACACGGUGGAAUGGGCGGUUCCACACUUGACCAUAGACACGAUUUGGAUACACCUUCAUCGUCGCCCUCGUCAAGAAAAAGUUCGCAGACGGGUAAGAACAAAAAUAAUAUACAAACUGAAAUAGUUUUAUAUCACUUUAUUUAUUUUUAAUAAUACAUAAGAUACAAACUCAUUUUUUAAUAUCAAAGUACAGGAAGAUUAUUACUGAUAAUUUUAUGAAAGUCUAAAAGACCGAACAUUGGGCAGGAAAUAAUGUCCUACGCGAUAUUCUCAUCAUUUAAUUGGACAUACUGUAAAAAUCGUGAUAGAUGGAUGGAUGACUUUAUUGAUUUCUAUAAUAUUUUUAACUUCCAAUUACAUUUGUUUUUAGAUGUCCCAAUUGUGAAUUAUCCGGAAAUGGAUCCUGCUGACUCACAAAGUACAACAGAAAUGUUCAAAGACAUGUUGAAUCAAAAGAGAAAUCUUCUCUUCAGCAAGUUAACUUCAUUCGAAUCGGACGCGGCGCCCUCUUCCGACUGCUCGGCCGACGAGAGCGGCUCGAUCACCACCAACCGAGCGAAUUUCGACCAUCGCGCCUCCUUUAAGUCCAACCUCUCUGACACUGAUGUCAUGUUUCUCAAUGUAAGUCCUAGUGCGUGUUGUGCC